GCUAAAGUGACUAAUGUUUAACAGACAACUAUGUUGAUGAUGACUCUCCCUAGUAACACUGAAACCACGCUCAUUGGCACACUGUACCUCAGGGUUUAUGAAGACAGUUACUUAGAGUGUGAAUCCUGCUAAUCUUUUGGAAUUUGAGAUAAUGCCCAACAAAGCCCAAGAGGAUGCUGUUAUUAACCUGAAGACACUGCAGGAGAUUUCCAGCCUGCUUGGUUUUGAGUGGACAGUUCUGGCGUAUGAGCUCGGCUUCAGCAGAACUGAGAUAGGGCGACUCCAUACCAAAUCUGCAGAGAAGAGUGUCCAGGCUAGGGCUAUGUUGGAAAGCUGGUACAGUAACAUGUAUGAGAAGUCAUGGGACAAGCCCAAUAAAACCAAGCUGCUGCAAGAUGGACUGGAGCGAGCAGGCAGACGGGACCUGGCUGAGAGGCUGCGCUGCCUCCACUGGGGCCACCAGAAGCUGAGCCGUCGGGUUGAGCUGCCGUCCGCCUUCCCCUUCCUCAUCACGGUCCACAAGACCAUCCACAACCAAGACGCACUACGCAGGAUCAACGACCUCAACCGUAGAUACACUUAAAGCUGGGUAAAAAUGCACGUAGCAUUACAAGCAUAUGAUAGGGUAUACUGCACACUGUAAUGAAUCUCAAAUAAAUGUCAUUGAUCAAAUAGUUGAGAAGCACGGGCCAUGUAUAUAGUCACACAACUUUUUGUCUCAUAAGAAAUUAAAGCUUUGCAAUAAAGAUGAAAAGUACAUUUUUGGACCCAUCUUGAAUUCCUUUUAAUCCAUUAAAAUGACAUUUCUGCCAUUUUAAUCUUUAAAUUAAUUAUUUUGUCCAAGGGUUAGUACAAAACCGGAAGCUAAAAAG
Morone saxatilis (striped sea-bass) is the source of this 872-nucleotide messenger RNA. RefSeq lists its product as uncharacterized. NCBI's taxonomy places the organism in Eukaryota, Metazoa, Chordata, Actinopteri, Moronidae. The record is from RefSeq and is a predicted model, not a curated record. The transcript has 4 exons. Gene Ontology annotation, biological process: signal transduction. Bases 152 to 583 code for a protein of 143 amino acids. Gene Ontology annotation, molecular function: protein binding.